AUGGAGAUGGAGAUGGAGAUGGAGAAGGAGAAGGAGAUGGAGAAGGAGAAGGUGAAGGUGAAUGAGAAGGGGAAGAAGGGGAUUCGCAAAGCUCUGCAAACGCACCUCUCGAAGCUGAAGAGGAUGCCGUCGAAUCUAGUUAGAUUCUCGAACUCCGGCCACCCUGCCGCUUCCGCCGUGCAUCGCCUUUUGUCGGCGUCCAAGUACCCGAGCACUCCUUCCAUGGGCGCCGGCCGGCGCCCCGGCGCCACUCUCUCCGACAUCGACCGGUUCCUCCGCAACAACUUUCGCUCGCUCUACGUCCACGAUGACGAGGCGCCGCCUGGCUCCGCUCCGUGGAGCGACGCAACCGCGCCAUCAUCGUCGUCUUCGUCGGAUGAAAAGAGCGAGGGCGUGACGGUGACGACGGUUUCGGUGGACCCCUAUCACGAUUUCCGGCGGUCGAUGGAGGAGAUGAUGGAGGCGCGGCACGCGGAUGCUGCGGACCUGGACUGGGAUUUCAUGGAGGAGCUCCUCCUCUGCUACCUGGACCUCAACCAUGAGCGCGUCCACAAGCACAUCCUCAGGGCCUUUGCUGACCUCGCAAUCAUCUUCGGCCGCUCUCGCCGGUGGAGAUCGGCGGUGACGGAUGGGAAAGAGCAAGCAAGGACGUCGUCGCCGCGUGGGAAGAUCUGCAAGUAA
Messenger RNA from Zingiber officinale, 681 nucleotides. RefSeq names its product transcription repressor OFP11-like. Lineage: Eukaryota; Viridiplantae; Streptophyta; Magnoliopsida; Zingiberales; Zingiberaceae. The record is from RefSeq and is a predicted model, not a curated record. The transcript has a single exon. The coding region runs from base 1 to 681 and encodes 226 amino acids. Gene Ontology annotation, biological process: negative regulation of DNA-templated transcription.